Molecule: messenger RNA, 1777 nt
Organism: Nelumbo nucifera (sacred lotus)
Lineage: Eukaryota; Viridiplantae; Streptophyta; Magnoliopsida; Proteales; Nelumbonaceae
Source: RefSeq, a predicted model, not a curated record
GAAUAAUGUUCAGUUCUAGAAAUUGCCAUCCCUAACAACGAUAAGACAGCACUGUUUUACACACUUUUGAUGAAGGGGGAAUCGUCAUUUCGUUAGACAUACCUCGUAAAAUUUGGCUCUAGGCAUGAGGCAUCUAGCGAGUCGCGAGAGAACGGAGGAAAACAAAGAAAAUCUGACAAUCUGUUUAUAGGGUUUUAGUGACUGCGGUUCGGGGGUUCGGGCCUUCUUCCUCCAAAGAGGUUAUUGAAGUCUUAUGAAGUUGUGGUUAUCUUUAUGGCAUACAUCCCUCCACAUAAGAGAAAUGUAAAAGAUGCAGACAGGCCAUCCCCUACACCAGAUGUGCUUGUUCCCCAAUUUGAAAGAAAUUUGACUCUGAAGUCUUCUAAAUAUAAUUCAGAGAAGAGGAAAGAUAAACAUUCUUCCCAAGGUGGAAAGAUUAUUUAUGCAAAACAUUCAAUAAAUAGAUGGUGGGUAAUUGGUUUGAUAGAUGAUGAUCAAUUUCCUGCUUCAGUUAGGCUGGAGCCAGUUUCUUGUGAAUCCAUUGAGCGGAAAAAUGGAGAAAAGCCACUGGUUCUAGUAUGUGCACAUCCACCAAAAGAGUUUAAUGAGACCACAGGGAACUCUAGAAGAAGCCCAUGGGUAUCCAUAGCACAGAUGAUACAACCACAUCUCCUCACAUCUUACCGAAGUGUUUGGAAUGAAAUGGAAUUCCAUGAAUCAGAAGAAAUAAAGCCUUCUUUUGUGGCUAGAUUUGGCAAAAUUCUCUUACAUGGGAGCCCCUCUGUCACACUAGACAAUGUCAAAAGAAGUUUAGCUGAUGAAUCCACUUCAAGUCGUGUGAAGAGAUCAUUUUAUACAAAUCUUCCUAGUUCUUAUAUGGAAGGAAUUUUAGGCAAUGUUGCCCCAAAUAUUGGAGUGGAUUUUGAUGAAGAGAAGGAGUAUUACCAUGUGAAGGUUUUUGACAAGUCUCGGCCAGAUACAACUAUUUCAUGUAAAUGUACUGCAUUGAAAGGUGGAGAACUAGAACUACACAAGAUUGAACUGAGUGCAGUGCGUCACCUGGUAGCUGACAUAUCAUGCUUGGAGAAGAAUCUAGACUUGAGACUGAUGUUAUACACUAAGGUGACCUUGACGGCAUUGACUGAUGACGAGAAACUUAGUUUGAGCCAUCUAAUAAAAUCUGCAAUUAUAGAUCCAAAUGUGAAGGGAGGGUUGAGAUGGCCAUUGGGGAAGGAAUGUUUUGGAGAUAAAUACAGUGUUGUUGGCGCCUGGCACACAAAAGCUAAAGCUUUUAAAAAUCUGUAUAUGAAGCUCAAGGUGCGAGAUGCAGAUCGAUUUGAUUUCAGGACUUCAAUGGGAGAAUUUUCAAGGGAAGUUGGUCUCAAGAUGACAGGAAUAGUUGGGCAGUUGCAGGAUCAUAUGGCAGAGGUAGGCCCUGUCACUGAUAUGCUUCAGGAUACCUUGAAAUUGAUAUGGGACAACUUCUUGAGCUGCAAUGACUUGCCCUUUUCUUGAACCCCUCUCGUGACUAGUGAGCCAUCCCUUUCCAAUCUUUGUAAAUAUUAGUUUCCGAUGAAUAAACAUGAUUGUAUGUUAUAAAGUCCUUCAGAUUGAUUUUCCUUUUAACUUCAUCUUCCUCAAGUGUGUUACUUUUGCGAACGAGUCUUUUCAAAACCAUACAUUGUUUUUAAAUGUAUACAUUAAUUCAUCCAUGUCCAUACAAUCUAUAUUGAUUCUAUACAUAAUGGGAACAUUAGGGCAAGUGUGGUUGGAUGUA